Anoplopoma fimbria (sablefish) is the source of this 3477-nucleotide messenger RNA. RefSeq names its product Kruppel-like factor 3 (basic) (gene klf3). The transcript is spliced from 6 exons. Gene Ontology annotation, molecular function: DNA-binding transcription factor activity, RNA polymerase II-specific; RNA polymerase II cis-regulatory region sequence-specific DNA binding. NCBI's taxonomy places the organism in Eukaryota, Metazoa, Chordata, Actinopteri, Perciformes, Anoplopomatidae. The record is from RefSeq and is a predicted model, not a curated record. The coding region runs from base 356 to 1426 and encodes 356 amino acids. Gene Ontology annotation, biological process: regulation of transcription by RNA polymerase II.
CCGGAGAGACACACGCGCGCAGAGACACACACGGCACGAGAGAGCGAGAGAGAGAGAGAGACACUGACACAGAGACACAGAGAGGGAGUUUCGCAACUUCGGGAAGUUUUGUGGAGCGCUGGAUCAAGUGGACCCGUCUGGUUCCUGGUUUCUGGUUCCUGGUGUUUUUCCGAGGCUGAUGUCAGUGACACAGCGGAGCGCCGACCGUCGCCUGCGUCGCUUUCUUUCACCGGACUAGCCUUUGGUUGAGUUUCUCUCUGCGGGACACGUCCAGCGGGUCCGUCGAGGAACUACCGUCUCUCUCCUGGAAACAGACCCGUGCACACCGUCUGAGCGGAGCCUGGCCUGUGCAGCCAUGCUGAUGUAUGACUACCCUCUGAAGACAGACAUGGAGACGUCAUUCUACCCUCCGUUAGUGAAAGCCACGGAGCCAUACGGAGUGAUCUUCUCCCACUCCGCCCACAUCUACCACCCAGCGCACAUGCCCGCCUUCGCCCAGCCCCACACCCCCAGCAACCCCACGCACACCCAGCUGGAGCCCGUGGACCUGUCAGUUAGCAAGCGCUCCUCCUCCACCUCCUCAUCCUCCUCCCCGCCCUGCUCCUCCGCCUCCUCCUCCCCGGCCUCCUCGCGCAGCUCCCCGCCCUCCCCUUACAGCGUGGCGAGCCGCGGCUCCCCCCGCUGCUCCACCCCGCACGCCCAGCUGCGCUCCUCCCCCUCGCACGCUCACCAGCAGCCUACACCCUCCUCCCUAAACUACCAAGCCAUGGUGGGCCCCCUCAUCAGCUCGGGGUCUGGAGUCAUCCAGGGGUCAGGGGUCAUGGUGUCACCGCUCAUGGUGCCUCUGUCCGUCCUCUACCCCUCGCCUCUCCACCUGCACCAGUCGAUAAUGGUGAGCCAGCCUGUCGCCAGUGACGACGACCGUCAUCGGAGCAGGCAGCACAAAACAGGUCACUGCGGCGACGCCCACGACAUGCACAAGUCAAUCAAAACGGAGCCUCGCUCUGAGCUCGCUCACGACCUCCACGGCGGCCACGAGAUGAAGUCGUCAGUCAUCAGGAUACCGCACGAAUACGGGUGCAACAACCCGUCCGUCAUAGUCCAUUCAGGCGCCAAGCAUCCUCUCCCUGCCGAGUCUCCGGACACGCUGAAGAAGCGGCGAAUCCACCGCUGCGACUUCAACGGCUGCAACAAAGUGUACACCAAGAGCUCCCACCUCAAAGCACACCGCCGGACACACACCGGCGAGAAACCCUACAAGUGCAUGUGGGAAGGCUGCACGUGGAAGUUCGCCCGUUCGGAUGAGCUGACGAGGCACUUUCGCAAGCACACGGGGGUCAAGCCGUUCCAGUGCCCCGACUGCGAACGCAGCUUCUCCCGCUCCGACCACCUGGCUCUGCACAAGAAGCGCCACCUCCUGGUGUGAUUAAAAAAACAAACCUUCGGGAACCAGGGGGCAGCUUUAAAAAGAAACUCGGUGCUGGUUUCGACGUUUGGACUGCACCACUUUGACUUGAUGGGGGGGAUUGGCGGGGGAUUUUAAAGAGUUGGCCUUACACACAGGGAGUGGGGAAACGUUCCUCAGGGUGCAGCUUUAGACCCUUUCGCCUCAUUGGUCCUGAAAGUUAGCCGAAUAAGCCUUUUAAUCAUGUAACCGUCACAAACCAUCCUGCAGAUUUAUCAUCAGCUCGGUUUGACUUUAAAAUUAAAACAAGGACCAGCUGUGGAAGGCCCAGACACUUUAAAGAAAAAAAAAAAGAGGCUGCUGCUUCUCAGCUGGUCUGAGAUGCAGCGCCCUCUUGUGGCCCCAGAACCAAACUGCAUCGACACACCGCUCUGUUUCGGCCACAUCCAGCAUUCUCAAGCUUCUUCAUCAGCUCUCAUUUCUCUGCAUUCAGUCAAAAGUAAAGAUUGUGCACACACACACACACACACACACACACACACACACACACACACACACACACACACACACACACACACACACACACACACACACACACACACAUAUACAUAUACGUUAUUUGCUAGCUAGGCCAAUAUAAUGUGAAACUCCAGAAUGUAUCAUAUCUCACCUCCUGUGCCUCGUGUCAUACAUACUUCAGCUUUCUCGCACCGGCCGCGGCUACCUGUGACAUAACGCUAAUGCUAAUUCCACCUUUAUGGACCACCACAUCAAAACACCACACACCAUAUCUGCCUCUGUAAGCCUACAUCAUGAAGGGACUUAAAAGAAAACGGAUAAAUAACACAACAGGUAGCCAUUGCUCGCUUUCUCUUGUACAUAAAUGCACAUGUUUAACGGCACACACACACGAAAACAUGCACUUAAUAAAAGAAGCCUCGGUCUGGUGUGCUUUUUUGGUAUUUGGGUUGAAAAAAAAGUGGGACUCUGGGUCUCGUUCAUUGUCGGAGUGAAGUGUUUUUUUAUGUUUUCAUUCAGAAAUGUGAACGUUGUUGCACAGGGGCAUUAUUGUGUUAGAGAGGAAAAGACACCACUGUGUUGGUUUAAGGGUAGAAGCAAUGAUAUGUCUUAUAUAAAUUUUAUGUAUCUAUAUACUAUUGUGACACAAAGGUAGCCUUUUUUUUAUCAUAUAUGGCACGUUUAUAUGGGAAAAAUACAAAGGGCAAAGCAGGGAAAUUUGCUCUUUGAUUAUUUAGUUUUUUAGGAUCAGAUGAGGUUCAUUCCAGCCCGCUACACCGGAUAUUUGUAAUUUCAAAGUAAAUAAUGUUAAAUUCAACAGUUUCUUGAGAGGAGGUGAUAAGAUAUAUUCUCCUAAUUACACCGUCCCAUUUUAGAGCACACAGUUUUUAUUUUAUUUUACAGAGAAGAAAAUAUAAAUAAUUUAGCUCAUAGUGUUUUUGUACAUGUCUCAAAUGUGCACUUUAUAUACAUGUAUAAAUAUACAGCUAAAUAUAUUGCUAAAACAUUCCCAACAUUUUCUAAUCAUAUCUAAUCAGUUUUUCUAUUCACCUGCUGGUCAGUUUGAUCAGAAACAUAUAACAGGUCUUGGUUUGUCAUUUUCUAAACAUGUGAUUCCAGAAGAAGGUGUGAUCCUUUUUAUUUUACACACACAUAUACACACGUACACACCGAAUGUAGCGGCUAUACUGAUCUGCAUUUUGCCCCUGUAUAUUCUUUGCGGUUUUUGCUUGUACAUGUUUUUUUGUAUUUCUGCAAAUAUAAGUUGUAAUAUAUAUAUAUGUUAUAUUUUAUAAUUGAUUAUUAGACUGAAAGGGCAAUUAAAGGUUUUUUAUUAAGCAUGAUUUUGAUACUCUCAUAAUAAUGGAUAUUAUACAUUUCUAUAAUGUUCUGUCUAUAAUAAACCCUGUCUCUUUUUAAUCUAAACGUUGGCAAUUCAAAGGGAACAUGUUAAACUGUGAACAUAUAACUGUACAGGUCUAUCUGAAAUUUUUGCAUUUAUUUUAAGAAAGAAUAUUCAUACCACUUAAUAAACUUAUUGAUGAUAUUUGCAA